This is a messenger RNA of Rotaria socialis, 2949 nucleotides long. NCBI's taxonomy places the organism in Eukaryota, Metazoa, Rotifera, Eurotatoria, Philodinida, Philodinidae. The record is from the annotation of a GenBank genome assembly.
AUGAAUAAAGACACAAGUUCACAAGAAUAUCUUGACUUGAAAGCUGAAUUGCGUUCAUUACUGAUUAGUUCACAGCAAGGUUGCGAUGAACAACAGCUACUGAGAGAUUAUAAUCAAUAUAAUGGGCGCAGAAUACCCUAUAGUGACAUGGGUUAUUCAAGUUUACUUGAAUUAUUAAUAUCAAUGCCAGAUGUUGCACGUAUUGAUCAGUUUAGAGGAACCACAACGAUACAUGGUGUUGCUGAUCAAAAUACAGCUCAUAUAAAAAAACUUGUUAUGGCUCAAAAAAGAAAAAAAAAUACACGUAGUACACGUGGCGGGCCGUAUAGAAGUAAUAUGAACAAUCGAACAAAUGUUUCGUCGACGUUUUCAAGAAAUCGACAGGGCUCAUACAAUGGUGCUUCUAAUGGCAUUCCAUCUCAAUCGUACAAUCAAAAUAAACCUAUUCCGAGACCUUAUUUGAAUACAUUUAAUAGCCAAAAUCAAUCAGUACCACAGCAAUAUACUACAAUACCGUAUGUUUCAUCAUCUGUGACAACUGAUUCUGUCCGAAAUCAAAAAUUUCCUACUCCGAAAGAAAAUAGUGAAUCUCUCAGCAAAAUGUCAACAAAUAGAAUGGUUGCUUCAUUUCCACCGAAAACUAGUCUGACCCCAUCACCGACUUCAGUAUUACCUUUAGCAGCGGGUUCUAUUCGAGAAACGCCAACAAUGGAUGAUACGUUAUCAGUUAUGGACGAAGAUUUAAUAUAUUCGGAAGAUGAUGAAUUAGCCGUUUAUGAUCAACAGAGAGCCGAAGAAUAUGGAGAAAACAUCAUUUUUCUUCGAAAACGAAUACGACAAAAAACGUUUCACGAAGAAUUAAAUCUUGAGAAAUUUCAAUUAAAAAAUUUAAUGGCGUUUUUUGAUUGUGUAUCAGAUUUUGUGAACUCUGAACGUGAUCGACUACCUGCUUCGACCGAUCGCAUUUUCUUUUUGAAACCAAAAUUUACUGAGGCAAUUAAACGAGAAUUGCAAUUAGCUGAACAAAUGAAGUCGCCUGCAACAUUAUCGAAUGUUGAUGAUAAUCAAAAUUUAGCGACAUAUCAAACAAAUGGAAUUCCUCGACCAUUGGUGGAUCGUUCAUCGUUUGUUUCACUCGAUUUUCAAUAUGAACAAUUGAAAUAUGAAUCGAAUGAGCCAUUUAUUGGAUUUUUAGGCUCUGUAGAAAAUCCAUGGAUUAUUCAUAUAGGAAACAUUCAAUUUUUACCGAAACGUGAUCAUAUGAUGAUUCAAUUACAAGAUCAUUAUAAUCACAUGUCAAAUGAAUCAAUAUAUGUAAUCCCAUUCGAACAAAUAGAAAUGAAUUUAUCCGGUGUAUAUUCUCAUGAAAAUGGUGAAUAUUAUCGUGCAUCUAUAAUUCAUAUCGAUGCGAUACCCAACACGGAUAUAAAAAGAUUAAGACUUUAUCUUAUUGAUUAUGGUAUCAUUAUAUAUAAUGUAAAUUAUCAUUUAAAUUCAACAAACUUAAAAUUUCUUCAUAAAAAUUUCUCAACAUUACCAACCGAAGUCUAUGAUUGUCGCUUGGCUAAUAUUCAUCCUCCGCCAACAUCCAUCGAAUGGCACGAUGACGCACGUCAAUUUAUUAAUAGUUUUAUUGACGGAGUAUAUUUCUCUGUUCAAGUUGUUGACUAUAUGAAUCCAUUCUAUUGUAUUUAUCUAUGGAUUGAACAAAAAUCAAUGAAUGAAUUACUAGUUCAACAUGGUUUUGCUGUUGAGUUCGAUGAUGUGAAAAUUGCAACCUUUGAGCCACCGUCAUCAACUUUACAAACAAUGCCAAGUGUUCAAUCAAAUAUGAGGAAUAAUUACAUUAAUGAAGAAUUAUUAUUGCGACAACGAGACAAUAAUAUUGAGUUUAAUGUUGAAGAAAAUAAUUUGAAGCAUUUCAUUAUUUCAAUUGAGCAUGCUUAUUAUUUCGUUAAACAUCCAUUUACAAAGAGACCAUGUUUACCAUGUUUUGAAGUAGCUCGAUUAUUAAACAUGGAUGAAACUCACGUUUCAAAAUUAAAUCUUAUUCGAGAAACGAAAAUUGAGCUAUCAGAAAAACAUAGAACAUUAUUUGACGAUUUACGUCAUUUACAAGAGUCAAGUAAAUGCCCACAUAUCAAUCGAAACGAUGCUGAGGCAACAGUUAAACUUUAUGAUCUUAGUGCUGUUAGAGAUCAUUUAUGUAAAAUUAAAUUUACGGAAGGCGACGUUAUUGAUGCUCUAGGUCAAGAAUACGAUAAUUAUGAUAGGCCUGGGUAUUGGAAUGAAGUCAAGAAUUCUUACAUAAGCGAAGACAAUCUUGAAUCGUAUCAAGAAAAUCUACACGAACGAAGAGAACUACACAAUUUCCGAAAAGAACAAUUGGUUUCAUUAUCUAAAGCUUAUAAUAAUAGUUCAUCUCAAAAUGAAAUCCAUAAUAUUGAACAAGAAUUAGAAACUACCAAUCAUAAAAUACUUUCUGUGGCAAGAAUUCAUUCGCCAACGAUUGGCAACCAUGUAACACAAUCAUUAUUAACAACAAAAGUUAAAUCUUCAAACAAUAAAAUGCGUGACACACUUUAUCGUAUCGCACGCCCAUUCGAUCAACAAUUUUCAUUGAAUGUUCGUUUUAAUCAUCAAAUAAUUACAAACGAAACAUUUAAUGAAAUCAAUGAUGACGGCGAUAUUGAAGAACGAUUUCAAGAUUUACAUCGUAUAACAAAACAUGUUAUAGAAUUUUUUAUUCUUGAAUAUGAAGUGCUCGAUGAAAAUAGUCGAGAUAUAUUUGAUAAAGCAAGAGAUAUUUUAUCAAAUUUAAUUGAAACAAAUAUUUCAUUAGAAAAUCGCAUUGAAAUAUACAAUUAUUGUUUACAAGCCAUCGAGUAUUUUCAACCAAUUAUACGAUGCAGCUUACAACGAACAGAUUCGAUUGAUAUUAUAUAUUGA